This is a messenger RNA of Tilletiopsis washingtonensis, 450 nucleotides long. RefSeq lists its product as hypothetical. Lineage: Eukaryota; Fungi; Basidiomycota; Exobasidiomycetes; Entylomatales. The transcript is spliced from 4 exons. The coding region runs from base 1 to 450 and encodes 149 amino acids. The record is from RefSeq and is a predicted model, not a curated record.
AUGAGCAUGCCCUCCAAGCGUGAAUACUCCAGCUCCGAGGAGGAGGAGGCGGCCUCACCCGCUCCGGCUCCGGCGGCCAAGAAGGUUAAGCCCGCGUCCAAGCCUGCGGCCAAAGCCGAUCGUCUGCCCAUCAAAGCCACAGCGAAGAAGGAAGAGCCCCAGUCCGACGCCGACGCGGAGGGAGAGGAAGAAGAGGCGGAUGAGAAGAAGCCUCCUGCGAGUCCUACCAAGAAGCGCAAGGCGCCGAGCGAGGGACCGAAGAACAAGAAUCCCGCCUGGAGCGCCGCGGAGGAUCAGAUCAUCAUCGACGACAUUGUCUCCGGCUGGAAGCCCAACUACGACGUCCUCAUCGCUGGACUGCGCUCGUACCAUCAGCGCUACAAGAGUGGCACGAAGUUCAUGACGGGCGGCCAACUUGCUGCCGCGACGGCCACGGCGCCGAGCAAGUGA